AUGCAGAAGAGAGCUAGGGACACUCAUGAUGAUGGUGAUGAUCAGAGAGAAAGCAUCACAGUUGGCCGACCAUUGAUUAUCCAGAGAUUUGGUGCAAAUGCGGUCAAUCGCUGGUCCCGCUCUAAGCUCAUCGUGUUUCUCACAGCUCUUCCCGAUAUUUUCCCUAUCAACUGGCGCAAUGAUCCGACAUACGUUCAGCCGUUGUUAUCAGCUUUCGCGAAUGCAAUCGAGGGGCCUGAAGCAGUUUUGAACUUGGCAGAUCUCAGUGGCGAUCAGGCUUACGAGAGAGUCCUAGGCAACAGGGAAGCUGGAAAUUUGAUGGCUACAAUACAAGCUCACUACCGCAAUUUACUAAGACAGCCCAACGCAGAGUCCCAAAGGACGAUCGACCAGCUUCGCAGCCAGCUCCCUCUAAAUAGCGCGGCAGGAAUGCCUAUAGCAAGGGCCUUGUCCCGCCUUGCUCCGGACGCAGACGCCGAUACUAGUUGGAUAUUCGAUCUCUUACGUGAAGCCACGAUGGCUUUCCUAGAUGUUCGCAUGAGACAACUGAGGAUGUUCAGCCGUUUCGGAGCCGACGGGCGUCAGCAAUUUGUUACACCGAUACCAGCUACUGCUGGUAUGCGUAUGGAACUAGUGAACGGUUUGAUCCAUGCAAGCAACCUGAGACUCGACGCCUUGCUGUCGCAGUACGGAGGUUCACCGACAAUGGGAGUAGAUUGGCCGAAGUACAUCGAUGGAAUAGAUUCUUACGUCUAUGCACGCGGCAAUAUAAACGAGGGACGCGGCUAUAACUUGGCACGGAAUUCGAUGCAAACGAUACAUAACAAUUAUUUCCUACCCUAUGCCAACAGCGUAAAACUUCUCGUUGUUUUCGCAAGGACACACCAAGGCGCAGUCCCCGAUCCGAACCUCAUCGCCACAGCCGACCAAUGCCUAGCCGCCCUGAAGGCAGAAUGUGAAACUUGCCAGCUGGGCAACCGAAUCAGGUGCAGCAGGCUCAGGAAUCCCAGGGACCACCAAAUCCGGGCCCAGGAUCUCAAGGGCAACAACCUUGGGGCCCCUGGUCAGGGCCGCAAACAACUCAGUAUUAUACACCUUGGGGCCAACCACAGUGGCCAGGACCUCAAGGGCAACCGCCUCAAUGGCAAGGGCCUCCAGGACAACCGCCCCAGUGGCAAGGGCCUCCGGAACAUCCCCCUCAGUGGCAAGGAUCUCAAGGACCACCGCCUCAAUGGCAAGGACCUUCGGGACCACCGCCUCAGUGGCAAGCUCCUCCGGGACAAACACCUGAGUUUCAAGGACCUACGGGACCAUCGCCUCAGUGGCAAGGAUUUCAACCAACUCGGGGACGAGGAGGUCCGUGGCCAAGACCUUAGGUGUAUCGAUUUCUUUGGAUUGCCACUUGAUCAACUUCUAUAUUUCGGACUGGUCUUUUCAAGACUCUAUGAGAUCUUUCUUACUAUGUAG
Molecule: messenger RNA, 1467 nt
Organism: Diaporthe amygdali
Lineage: Eukaryota; Fungi; Ascomycota; Sordariomycetes; Diaporthales; Diaporthaceae
Exons: 4
Coding region: 1-1467 (488 amino acids)
Source: RefSeq, a predicted model, not a curated record